This is a messenger RNA of Phragmites australis (common reed), 312 nucleotides long. RefSeq lists its product as uncharacterized. The record is from RefSeq and is a predicted model, not a curated record. The transcript has a single exon. The coding region runs from base 1 to 312 and encodes 103 amino acids. Lineage: Eukaryota; Viridiplantae; Streptophyta; Magnoliopsida; Poales; Poaceae.
AUGGGGGGAGGCAGCGCAGAUGAGGCGCUGGAGGGUUGGGUCACCGGGGCAGCAUCGUCGGGUUGGCGGAGCAGUGGCAUAUGGAGGUGGCACGACAGGGGUGUGGGAGGGGAGGGUGUGGGUCACCAUGGGUGGCAGUGCAGAGGAGGCGCUGGAUGGGAUGGGGAGGGCCUGCGGGAGGUUAGAGGUGGUGGCUCCACGCGGGAGGGUAGGCUGGCGACGCUGGAGGGCGGGAGGGCCGAUGGAGGAUGGGUUGGGGAGGGCCAGUGGAGGUGGCAUGACGCGGCAGGGUUGGGAGAUGAAGGAGGGUAG